Mytilinidion resinicola is the source of this 938-nucleotide messenger RNA. RefSeq lists its product as uncharacterized. The transcript is spliced from 2 exons. Bases 80 to 820 code for a protein of 246 amino acids. NCBI's taxonomy places the organism in Eukaryota, Fungi, Ascomycota, Dothideomycetes, Mytilinidiales, Mytilinidiaceae. The record is from RefSeq and is a predicted model, not a curated record.
ACAAACGCCCCCUCGUGUUGGCUGACAAGACUCCCCAAGAAAGCGAAGCCAUGGAUAGCCAGGUAACACUCAUAUAGACAUGCACUACACAGCGCUGGUUUCCACCAAACGAAUUCUCCACCACUCGAUCCAGUUGCAACCUCAGUCUUUGUGUACCCCCAGUGCCUUACAAACCAUGACACCAGUAGCAACCUCUUUUAUUGUGUCUCGGGAGCUCAAUGAAUCAGUCGCUAUGAGCUUCGUUGUACCCAAUGUCAAGGGGUCGCCUAGCGCUUGGAGCGACACUAUUACCACCACAAUCUUUGGGGUCGCAGCUCUAAUCACGGCAUCCAUCAGCAUAUGGCAGGCCCAUCGAUACCUACACGGCGUAGCCCAGAUGAAGCAGGCGCAAUCAAAGGAGCUAGAGAAAGCCACCCAAAUGGAUGACAAUUCUUACCGUCAACCCGGCUUGUCUCGCUCCAAAACAAUCGCAUCGACAAUCUCUGGCGAGACGGUCCGAACGACCCUCGACGAGUUUUAUGGACUCGAAGCACAAUCCCCGUCCCGAGGCCCGGUCGAAUACGAAAGCCGAAAGUCUGAGAAAGGGAAAACCCCUGAAUCGCCUAUCGAAGAGCCGAGUAGUGCACGAGUCCGCCUUGGUCCGCUUCUUCAGCCUUUCUUCAAUCACAACGGCUCUCCUAGUGGCCGACCAGACGAUGUCGCCACAGUCUUAGCGAAGUUUUGCGAGCUGUUCUUUCACAUGACGGAGGUGGUCAACCCACCUGCUACCCAAGUCGACUCUCGUGAAGAUUUCAACAAAAUAGCUUUACAAGACGUCUAGUCGAAGUCUUAAUCGCAGCCUUGAACCUGCGAGGAGAUGCGUUCGCAUACAUGGAUAUGGACUGGACUUGGAUUCCGAGGAAGGUGAUCAGUUUCACUAGUUUCGAACAUCGGAAAAG